AUGGAAGAAGUGGAAGAAGCCAACAGAGUUGCCGUUGAGAGCGGUGAGAGUGUUCUGAGCCUGUUAUCUCAGCCACAAGAUCAGCUGCAGUGGGAAAACAUAGUGGUUGAGACGGGGAAAGCCGUUUCCAAGUUCAAGAGAGUGGCUUCCCUGGUCAGUAAUCUUCUUGGCCGUGCUAGGUUCAGGAAGCAGAAGCCAAUCCAGACUCAUCUCCCUCAGAAGAUAUUCUUGGAUAACCCAACUGUAUCAUACAGGGCUGAAUCCUCUCUGACUCCCCUCCAGCUCCUACCAAGAGGUCUCCUCGGGCGCUCUUCAUCGGAGAUGGACGCACCUGCUAGAAUCCCCCUCUCUCUCGCCCAGAAGUUUUCAGGGAGCUCUUUUUUGGAAUUGGAUUCGCCCGCUAGAGGUCCCUUCCAAGUUUCCCCACUGGCUCAUUCCAUCACGCCAUUUCAGUACCUUCAACAUCAGAACAGCCAAAGGUUUCAGCUGCUGCAGCAGCAACAACAGCACAUGAAUCUCCAUUCAGACGUAUACAGUAGGAGCAACAGUAACAUAAACCUCAAGCUUGAGGGCUCCAGCUGCACGCCCACGAUGUCGUCCACCAGAUCAUUCAUUUCUUCCCUCAGCAUGGACGGAAGCGUGGCAAGUUUGAACGGGAAUGCGUUUCAUCUGAUUGGCGUCCCGCAGUCAUCUGAUCGUUUGGGUCUCCAACCACCUUCCAAGAGGAAAUGCACAGGUAGAGGCGAAGAUGGGAAUGGAAAAUGCGCUAUUAGUGGCAGGUGUCACUGCCCAAAGAGGAGGUUAGUGUUGUCGAUCGCUUUCUGUGUGUUUACCACUUGGGAACUUGGUAAAUUCUCAUUAUUUGUUCAAAAAUUGUAGAAAACUGAGGGUGAAAAGAUCCAUUAAGGUGCCCGCCAUCAGCAAUAAGCUCGCUGACAUACCACCGGAUGAGUACUCUUGGAGGAAGUACGGGCAAAAACCGAUCAAAGGCUCUCCGCAUCCUAGGUUACUUCUACCCUUUUUUUCUUUGUCAGUUUAUACCCUCUGUAAACGUAAACCAGUAUAUGGUAACGAAAUUUCGGGUUUUUUCAUGGUUUACAGCUCUAAUCUUCCCUGCAGGACCUAUCAGUCGUAUGCCUUUCAAGCAACCCACUUAUUUAGAUUCCUGAUUGAAAUUACCACCCGCAGGCUUGGGGUUUAUUUGAUCCGAGUUUAGUGUCUUUCCCAUUAUAAAUCUUUGAUCAUGUUUUCUCUCAUGCUGAGCGGAGUAUUCUGAUUUAAGAAGCUUUCAGUGGCUUAUAUGCGAAGAGGUGAACCAUAUUUUAUCAAAUAUGUGCGAAGGUCUUUUCCCCGACUGUUUCUCGGGGAAAGUACCUCCCACAGUCUCAUUCAUACGCCCGUCGUUUGAUAGCACUGAUUAGCAUCCUUUGCUGUUGUAUUGUUUGUUUGAAAUGUAAUCUGAAUAGAGGAGUACGUAGAACUGAAAGCUUUUUUAUUCGCCCAAAUUAUGCAGAGGAUACUAUAAAUGCAGCAGCAUGAGAGGCUGCCCUGCAAGAAAGCACGUCGAGAGGUGUUUGGAGGACCCUUCGAUGCUCAUAAUCACCUACGAAGGUGAGCACAACCAUGCCAGGGCACUGUCACGCUCUGCCACCUCGUAG
Spirodela intermedia is the source of this 1658-nucleotide messenger RNA. NCBI's taxonomy places the organism in Eukaryota, Viridiplantae, Streptophyta, Magnoliopsida, Alismatales, Araceae. The record is from the annotation of a GenBank genome assembly.